Molecule: messenger RNA, 1920 nt
Organism: Trametes versicolor FP-101664 SS1
Lineage: Eukaryota; Fungi; Basidiomycota; Agaricomycetes; Polyporales; Polyporaceae
Product: nucleotide-binding domain-containing protein
Exons: 2
Coding region: 135-1631 (498 amino acids)
Biological process (GO): retrograde transport, endosome to Golgi
Cellular component (GO): late endosome; cytoplasm
Molecular function (GO): oxidoreductase activity
Source: RefSeq, a predicted model, not a curated record
CGCGCGCAAAUCUACCUGCAGCCGCGCCCGGCGCAGGUUCUUAGGAUCCUGCUGCGAGACCCAUCUACAUCCCCGCGGGCAACUGUCCAUCCCGCUCGCUCCCUGCCACGACUGCCACGGCAUUAUACACGAGCAUGCCCACCACAGUCAUCCUCGGCGCAGGCAUCAUCGGCCUCGCGACCGCCCACUCCCUCGCCGAGCUCGCGCCCCCAGACCACAGAAUACACCUCGUCGACCCCGCCCCCGAGCUCUUUGCAUCCGCGUCCGGCAAGGCCGCCGGGUUCAUCGCGAAGGACUGGUUUGCGCCCGCGAUCGCGCCUCUCGGGGACCUGUCCUUCGACCUCCAUCGGGCGCUCGCCCACAGGCACAACGGCCGCGCGCGAUGGGCAUACUCUGAGAGCAUCUCCUACUCCCUCGACCGCGAUUUCGACGAUGACUCCGACGACCCCGACCUCGAUCCCGGGCUCGCCUCCGGAUCGGAUCGCGGUGCGGACGCAGAAUCUACAGAGCAGAGCAGCGCGAGUGGUCAAGAUGUCCCCAUCUCUGGCCGCAAUGGCAGCCAGGGCCAGGGCGGCCUUGACUGGCUCCGCCAAAACACAAGCCGGGCGAGCGUACUCGAAGACAAUGUCGAGAAGGCACACUCGGAUAGGAGCGUGUCGGUCGAUGACACAGACGAGCUGCCCAAAUGGCUCCGCGCAAGGCCAGACGCGCUACAGAUGAUAUCGGACAGGAAGUCCACUGCUCAGCUACAUCCUUGGCAGCUGUGCGAGUUCCUGCUCGAGCAGUGUCUCGCCGCCGGCGUCACCCUCCACCAGCCCGCCCGCGCGACCAAGCUAUGGCUGGACGAGGACAACCCGGGCGGGCUCACGCGCAUCCGCGUCGAGUACCUCGGCCUCCUAGCAAAGACGGUCGACGGGCGCGCGCGCACCGUCGACAUCCCCUGCGACAAUGUCGUCAUCGCCGCCGGCUGCUGGACGCCGCAGGUCUACACCGCCCUCUUCCCGAACGCGAACCGCAUCCCGCGCAUCACGCACCUCGCAGGGUACUCCGUCACGUUCAAGGCGAAGCACUGGCCGCCCCCCAAUCCUACUCCGAAGGCGGACCCACACGCGCCACAGGCGCCUAGCAGCCCGUCCCUGCCCCUGCCCCGCCGGCACGACUCCCAGGUGUACCUCGGGGCGAGCCCCUCCCACGCGAUCUUCACCGGCGCGCACGGAUUCUCGCCCGAGAUCUUCUCACGCACCGCGGGGGACGUCUGGCUGGGCGGCCUGAACCCGGCCGCGGCGGCGCUCCCGGCGCUGCCCACGGACGCACAGGUCGCCCCCGCGGAGGUCGCCAAGCUGCUCGCGGUCGCGCAUGAGCUGUGUGGGGAGGACAUCGAGCUGCGCAGCCAGGCGUUGUGCUUCCGCCCGGUGAGCGCGACGGGGCGGCCGAUUAUCUCGCGGAUGCAUGUUGCGGACCUCGGCGAUGGGGUGAAGCCGCCCGGGCACGACGGGGCGGGUGGGGUGUUCGUCGCGACGGGCCACGGUCCAUGGGGAAUCUCCUUGAGCCUCGGGACGGGAAGAGUCGUGAGCGAGAUGGUGCUGGGGCGGACGACGAGCGCAGACGUGAGCGCAUUGACGAGGUGGUAAGUGCUCACCAAAUAUUUGCUUCUAGAUCCCCGAGGCGGGUCACGAUGGCAUCCGGGGUGCCUUGGAUAAGCGAGAGAGGGCCUGAGAGAGGCACUGGGUAUGCUGGCUCGACGUGGCCGGGGGGAAAGGCACGGGUGGAGCGGCGCGAUCUACAAUUAUUGACCUGGGCGGCAGGCCACAGGCAUGGGCCAUCUAUUAUCUCCGGAUCUCUCGCAGCGGCGGCGUGGCGGGAUGGGGCUUCUUGGGCUUACCAGUGCGACACAACUACAUCAGUUCUUAUGAAUUCCCC